This is a messenger RNA of Rhinolophus ferrumequinum (greater horseshoe bat), 1686 nucleotides long. It is a transcript of the gene DNAAF4, whose product is annotated as dynein axonemal assembly factor 4. Lineage: Eukaryota; Metazoa; Chordata; Mammalia; Chiroptera; Rhinolophidae. Bases 46 to 1308 code for a protein of 420 amino acids. The transcript has 9 exons. The record is from RefSeq and is a predicted model, not a curated record. Gene Ontology annotation, molecular function: nuclear estrogen receptor binding. Gene Ontology annotation, biological process: heart development; outer dynein arm assembly; cilium movement.
GCGAGUCCUAACCCACCGCCCCAGCGGCCCCGUCUGCCUCCCGGGAUGCCUCUGCAGGUUAGCGAUUACAGCUGGCAGCAGACGAAGACUGCGGUCUUUAUCUCUGUGCCCCUCAGGGGCGUCUGCGUCAGAGAUGCGGACGUGUUCUGCACGGAAAAUUAUCUGAAGGUCAACUUUCCUCCAUUUUUGUUUGAGGUGUUUCUCUAUGCUCCUAUAGACGAGGAGAGCAGCAAAGCCAAGAUUGGGAAUAACACUAUUAUUUUCACCUUACAUAAAAAAGAAGUGGCCAUGUGGGACACCCUUUCUGUAUCAGGCGCUGACAAAGAGAUGAUGCAAAGAAUAAGAGAGAAAUCUAUUUUACAAGCACAAGAAAGAGCAAAAGAAGCUACAGAAGCAAAAGCUGCAGCAAGGCGGGAAGACCAAAAAUAUACACUAAAUGUCAUGAUGAAGAUUGAAGAAGAAGAGAGGAAAAAAAUAGAAGAUAUGAAAGAAAAUGAACGGAUAAAAGCAACUAAAGAAUUGGAAGUCUGGAAAGAACGUCAAAGAAAAGCUGAAGAACAAAAAAGAUUUCAGAGAAAAGAGAAAUCACAUCAACAAGAAAAACAAAUUGAAGAAGAGAGAAAAAAAUUAAAACAUAAAAGUCUUACUAGAAAUUCAGCAUCUAGAAAUCUUGCCACAAAAGGGAGAAAUUCAGAAAAUAUAUUUUUUGAGAAGUUAAAGGAAGACAGUAUUCCUGCUCCUCGCUCUGUUGGCAGUAUUCAAAUCAACUUUACCCCUCGAGCAUUCCCAACUGCUCUCCGGGAAUCACAGGUAGCAGAAGAAGAGGAGUGGCUACACAAACAAGCAGAGGCACAAAGAGCAAUGAACACUGAUAUUCCUGAACUUUGUGAUUUAAAAGAAGAAGAAAAGAACCCAGAAUGGUUGAAGGAUAAAGGAAACACAUUAUUUGCAACAGAAAACUAUUUGGCAGCUAUUAAUGCAUACAACUUAGCCAUAAGACUAAAUAAUAAGAUUCCACUAUUGUAUUUGAAUCGGGCUGCUUGCCACCUAAAAUUAAAAAACUUACACAAAGCCAUCGAAGAUUCUUCUAAGGCACUGGAAUUAUUGACACCACCUGUUGCAGUCAAUGCUAAUGCAAGAAUGAAGGCACAUGUACGACGUGGAACAGCAUUCUGCCAACUAGAGUUGUAUGUAGAAGGCCUACAGGAUUAUGAAGCUGCACUUAAGAUUGAUCCAUCCAACAAAAUUGUACAAAAUGAUGCUGAGAAGAUUCGGAAUAUAAUACAAGGAACAGAACUAAAAUGUUAAUGACUACUAGAAGCAACUAGGUAUUGUAAUAGGUAUUAAACUUUUCAAAAAUGCUGCAGGCAUUAGGAGUAUUUGUACAUAUUUGGCUGAUUUUGCAGAAUCACUUUAUCUUUCAUACUCUAGUUCUGUAGAGGGCAAAAUAUAAAUCUAUGGAAAAUAAUAUGUUUGACUUGAAUGGUAUCUGAAUUAGUAAAUCAAAAUAAGAAUAAUCUAUUUUAGUUCUUUGCUUUUUGAUUUUUAGAUAUAACUUAAUUAUAUAUUUUUUGUUAUGAGUUCAACUUGCCCUCGUAACUAACAAAAUAUUUGUUGGUAUGAUUACCAGGACACUUAUUGAUUUAUUUUUAACAAGGUAGAAUUUUUAAAUAAAAGAUUGUGUUU